AUGGCGCUCUCAGCCUUCCAAGCCACCAUGAAAGAUCUUCUCGCGAACGGGAAGUACUCCGACAUGGUGAUUUCAUCACAGGGGCGUGAUUUUGCAGUCCACCGCGCAGUGGUCUGCUCUCAGUCGACCUUCUUCGACGCUGCGAUGAAAGGUGGCUUCAAAGAAGGGGCCACAUCUCGAAUUGAGUUACUAGAAGACGACCCGGAGAUAAUUGAGCGCGUUCUCAAUUUCUGCUAUCUGCAAGAUGAAAGCAUGUACCCCGGCGGCUACAUUGUCGAUUUCAGUGACUUGGAGACACUGAUACGCACCCAGCUUGCGGUAUGGGUGGCAGCUGACAAAUUCCACAUCCCUGCUCUUCAGAAACUUGCGCGGAGCAGACUUCUGGUCUAUCUGCGCAACUAUGAAGCUAGGGACAUCGAAGACUUGGUUGGUGUCCUGCGCAAUAUACGGCGUUCGAUCUUACCCCAAGAUGAUGGAUUCCUCGAAUGCAUCACCGGCAUCAUUCUCUUCCGUACUCGCAUUUUCCUGAAUACCGACACGGGGGUUGAGUUUUUGAACGAGGAGCCCGAGCUGGCAGUGACGGCACUGAGAGUCGUCGUUGAGGAAAGAGACCGACUCGCCCCUGGGAAUGUGAACCUCAAACGGCGGGUAGUGAAAGAGCCGGAGCACUGA
Penicillium alfredii is the source of this 672-nucleotide messenger RNA. RefSeq names its product BTB/POZ domain-containing protein. The transcript is spliced from 2 exons. The coding region runs from base 1 to 672 and encodes 223 amino acids. Gene Ontology annotation, molecular function: protein binding. The record is from RefSeq and is a predicted model, not a curated record. Lineage: Eukaryota; Fungi; Ascomycota; Eurotiomycetes; Eurotiales; Aspergillaceae.